This is a messenger RNA of Stylonychia lemnae, 1467 nucleotides long. NCBI's taxonomy places the organism in Eukaryota, Ciliophora, Spirotrichea, Sporadotrichida, Oxytrichidae. The record is from the annotation of a GenBank genome assembly.
AUGAAGCAGACAUUGAUUAUAACUGAAAUUGACAAAGAAAAAAGUUUGGUUCAAAGCUAAAAAUAAAUCAAAGUGAAUGAGGGAAAAGUUAUCUUUGAUAGUCUAACAUUUAUUUCUAAACCUGGAUCAGUAGGAGUUAUGUUCAAGAUAUAUUCUCCAAACAUCAUUGAUAGCUAUAUUAAUGUAUACCUUGUGAGCAUGGAUACUAUUCGUUAAAUCAAGAUUAAAAAGAAUGCCAAGAAUGUCCAGAUAAUGCUGAAUGUCCCGGAGGAGCUAGAAUAAUUGUAAAUGCUGGAUUCUGGUGAUCAUCAAAUUCCUCCACAAACUUAGUGGAAUGCUUACAGAACAAAGCUUGCUUAGGAGGAGAAUUUAUUGAAUAAGAUGAGAAUAGUCUUUGCAUAUUUGGUCAUGGUGGCAUAAAGCAAGGAUAGAUCUACAGUGCUUAAAAUUUUAACAAAUUUUGUCUAAAUGCUAACAAUGACAUUCUCAUUGAAAUUAGAUUGGCCUGUUUCAAUGUAAGAUUUUCAUAAUGUUGUAGCUCAAAUUGGAUACUCUUAAGAUUCAAUUAUUUCUAUAGAUUGUUUCUUAUCAGAAUCUGCUCCAUAUAAUACUAGCCACUCUCAUAUUUACUUAAAGACAAUUUUAAUUGGUUUAAUGCCGUUUAUGAUAUUUGUGAUUUUCUUAGUAGUAAUGAUCCUUCUUAUAAUUUUCCAAAGAAAGAGAUUUGAAAUUAUUAAAAAAUGGCUCGUGGUUUAAGCUUUAAUUGUUGUUCAUUUUUUACAUCCGUCAAUUUCAAAAUAUAUUGUAGGAAUAUUUUCUUGUACUGAAAUAAACCAAGGGCAGUAUUGGCUUUUGUCUGAUGUGCAAGUAGAGUGCUGGAAUGAUGAACAUUUAAAAUUUUGUUUAACGAUUGGUAUACCAUUCUUCUUACUAUGGGUAUUGGGAUAUCCUUCUUUCAUAUUUAUUCAUCUUUUUAGAAACAGAAAAAAUAUUAAUGAUCCAGAUUUCUAAGCCAAAUACUAAUUUAUAUUUUAAAUGAUGAUAUAACCCUACUAAGUACCAAUUUUAAAUGAACUGGAGAGAAGAGAAAUUUAAACUACUAUCUUUAUUUAUUUCAGUGCAUUACUCUUUACUCAGAAAUUGUCAAGUAAUAUCAAGCCAUUCACCUUCGUUAAUUAAGGUCAUGAGAUAUAAGUAGACUACUGUAGCUAAUAAAGUAAUAAAAAUACUUUUGAAAAUAAUGACAUUAGCAUUUUACCUGAGGAAUUUAAAGAUGUAUACUAUUAAAAUAGAGUAGCUUUGAAAGAUCAAACUCAAAAUUUAUCUGAAAUCAAUGUCUUAAGAAGCAUAAAUGAAUUACAUUAGUAACAUGUUGCUAAUCAAAAGAUGUGGCUUGGAAAAUAGCCCAUUAGGAAAAUAUUAUUUAUAAUUGUCUCCGUAGAAGUCAUCAUUGAAAAAAUCUAGUGA